Molecule: messenger RNA, 1443 nt
Organism: Penicillium argentinense
Lineage: Eukaryota; Fungi; Ascomycota; Eurotiomycetes; Eurotiales; Aspergillaceae
Product: reverse transcriptase
Exons: 4
Coding region: 1-1443 (480 amino acids)
Molecular function (GO): nucleic acid binding
Source: RefSeq, a predicted model, not a curated record
AUGACGUUGACCCUACCAAUGGCAUUAAGAUGGGCCGCAAUGUCGGGCGCUACAUUCAAGGCGAACAAGACUCAAUAUAUCCACUUCACUAGAAGCACCAUCCGCAACCCACAACCUGCACAACCACUCAAGGUCGACAAACAGAAGAUUGGUCCGAGCAAUGCGGUCAAACUGCUAGGAGUGAUAUGUGAUCAAAAACUAAAAUUCCGAGAACGUAUUGGCAGAGUCACCAAGAGGGGUAUCCAAGCUAGCCAAGCGUUGAUGCGACUGAAAGGGUUGAGACGACGAAAUGCUCGGCAGUUGUACCAAUCCUUAGUUGUAUCGACCAUCACAUAUGCGGCAUCAGUAUGGGCUACAGUGAACAAACAAGGGAAUAUUCCAGAGUGGAUUGUCAACCCAAUGGAUGUGAUCCAGAAACGACCGCAAAGGUUGUUGUUGGUCUGUUUCGCACAGUAUCAAGAUCAGUCGCGGAAGCAGAGAAGCGGAUUCUCCGCCACUGGAUCAGUUGCCACAGCUAUCAUACUGGAUGAGGCGCAGCUAGACAAGCCAGGUAGGUUUGAAACCCCUAAAAUCCACGUGUACACAUAUGGCUCAGCACGCAACGGCCUGGCAGGGUUUGGCCUUGCAGGCAUGAUGGGAAAUGCCAUCCCGCAGUCGACCUCGAGGACAAUUGAAACCCACGAAAAUACCGACCUGCACAAUGUUCAAUUAGGUGCAACCAGUGAGUUACAAGCAAUGCUUCCAGCGGUAACAGGAUGCAUGGGCAUCCGCAUCUAUGCAACGAACCCAUCAGUGCUCCAAUCCAUCAUCAAUCCAUGGGUACAAGGCGGGCAACAAAUCAUCCGACACAUCAUCCAAUUAGUGCGAGAACUACUGGAGGAUCAAGUGGACGUUCGGAUUGGACGGGUCGGCAGUGAACAAGACAACACAGGGACCUCAAUGGCCAAAGUCGCGGCCCAACACGCAACACAGAAAAGCUCGCCACCAAACCAACUCCUUCCCCCCGACUGGGCGACUCAACGAGUACACUCUGCUAUUUGGCGAAAAACACGAAGAAACCUCAGACAAGCACACAGCCAACAGUUCUGGCAGGACCCUUUUGGUAAGCACACAGAAGCGAUUGAUGCAGCACUUCCUGGAAAGCACACCAAAGAUAUGUACGACCAACUCCACAGAGCAAAAGCCGACGACACCUGUGAAUGUCAAGAAGGACCAGAAACCAUUAACCACUUUCUAUUUGAUUGUAAUCUAUGGGGACCACAUCGCGGCGAGAUGAGAGCGACAAUGGGAAAUCGAUAUAGAGACACAUUCUUCGCACUGGGGAUUGGUGGUCAUCAAGCCAAGGACCAACCGGACAAGAACUUGAUUCCAAAAACAACUGGACUCCCAAUAUGGAGGUUGUCAAAUCUGUCAUCCAAUUCGCCAUGGCAACCAACCGACUGA